AUGGUGAAAGCAAGGAACAAUGGGCCGUUGUGCUGUAUUGAAAAGGAAUCCUAUGGAAUAAGUUUAACUGUACCGGGCUACGCCGGUAAUUGGAGAUACGAGGGUGAAUAAAUGAGGGGACGGGGUUAGAGUUUCCCCGAGUUCGCCGAGUUCGACGAGGAAUCCGGCUGGUCACGACGAAUCCGAAGGAAAUCCCCCGUCGAUCUUUGAUAAAGGUAAGAGGAUUGUUAAUCGUAUUCGGAUGGGUUAAGGGAGACCUUGUCGUCGCGAUCGCGAAUGUUGAGACGAACAACGUGUGUUUAGGAAACCAGAGUUUCGCUUCGACGAGCGAUAACGCACAAGCUGAAUAAUUACCAGCGUGAUAUUAUAGCGGGCUAACCGUGAGAGUUUCCGCAAGUUUUACUUCGAUACAGUUGAAUUAUAAAGGCAAGCGUUCGAGAAUCACGUUCGUCGUGGUUUCAAUCUGUAAUCAAUUCGAUCUUUUAACGUAAUUAACAUCAUAGGUGGCCAUGGUUUCGAUCACGUUGUUAUUGUAAUUACUCUUCGAAACUUUAAAUCGUUCUAUUAGAGUCGCAAAAUUCCUUUCAAAUUAGUUGCUCUGUCAUAUUCCUUUGUCACGAUUAAACGUCCUAUUAUUUGUUCUUAGAAUUGUUCUUGAAAUAACAUCUCUGUGUGAAUUUUUGUAUUUUGAACUUCAACAUUCCUGUUACAAUGUAGAGCAUAGCUGUAUAAAUGACAAUGGAAAAUUGUGAACAAUAUUGAACUUACAUAACUUCGUAAAGAAAACAGAUCAUGUGAUACGAUCCAUUUGCUCUCAUUUUAAAGUAUGAGUUUGUUUUUCUUCUGAUGACGACUACAUUAUGCGAGCAGGCUUUUCUCUUGAAAAUUGUACAAAUUCAAAUUCGUCUGGAAAUAUUAAAAAAAUUCUUUUACAACUAAGUUAUACUGCGAUUUUAAGAAUUGAAAUUCUUUCUUUACAACGAGUCUUCAGAAUUCGCUGUACGAUUUUUUUCUUUUUUUUUUUUUUACCACUUUAUUGAUGUCAGGGUUUCUUGAAUUCUUUUAACUUUGAUAAUCAACGUUCGAUAGAAUGUCGAAAAUGAAUCGUAUAAAAAAUUUUAGGGGGUCUUAGUUGUAAAGGACUUCAGUCUUCGACGAUGAAUCCAGUUACGAAGAAGAUUUUCUAGAACAAUUUUCCAGAAAAAAGUGUCCUCCUUUUCCUGAAUCGUUGCACGAUCUUCUUUCACGAAGUUAUGUCAGUUCAAAUUGUUCACUGUCAUUGACACAGUUAUGCUGAAUUCCUUGUAUAUCAUUCGUACGAGAUAUAAAAAGAAAAAUUCAUCACAAUUUUUAAUUACGUCGCGUAACGAGUGAAACUAACCGCCGCAAAUCAUCCAACCAGCAUUCUUUUUCCUCAAGGCUUGCGCCAAUGGUACAUCUACCAGUUCCGGCGCGAGGAUCUCGACACUGGAGGAGAGGAAAUAAGGACCGCGCUCAAGGACACGGAGAGGAAAUGGAAACGUAGAUACGGGCUCGCGGGAGUCAAAGGUGAGGGAACAGCGCGACUAACUGGCAGACAGAUUCCUGGUGGCUGCUGGAAUGUUGGCUAGCGUUUCUCAAACUUUCCAACACUGCAGACGCUUGAUACGUGACUUUCCUUGCAGUUCGGAGCCUCGCUAUCGUGCGCUUUCAAAUAAGCCUCGAGUAUUAUCGCCAGUGAGACACCUGCACGCGCCACGG
Messenger RNA from Heterotrigona itama, 1740 nucleotides. The record is from the annotation of a GenBank genome assembly. NCBI's taxonomy places the organism in Eukaryota, Metazoa, Arthropoda, Insecta, Hymenoptera, Apidae.